GGUGGUCAUUUUUCUAUUGAAACAAGUUUAAUGACUAAAUUCCUUAAUUACAAUUAGGAAUUCUACGAAUCGAAGCAAUUUUCAAUUGAAAAUUUCAUUCGAAUCGUUCGAUACAAUCGAUUAUUGUCGUGUCUCUGACCACAAUGGCCUCUGAUACUGAUCAUGUAAUGAUUCUUUCGAAUUUAAAUCGAAGCUCUGGAUCAUCAUUAUAUACUUUUGGCGAUAAUAUUGUUCAAUGUUCAUUGUUUGGACCGAAUCCAAUUGCUUCGAGUCAAAAUUUAUUAAAGAAAAAUUAUUUUGUCAUUCUACUAUAUCCAUUGGGUCAGAUCAAAAAUCUAACCAAAGAUAAAUCAUUGUUUUAUUAUGAAUUUUAUUUCAAAAUGACAUUCAGUCCGAUGGUCUACCAUGCAUUAUUACCUCGUUCGCGAACCUAUAUCAUAUUGAAUGAAAUCGAAAAAGGUAGUUCAUUUCUGUCGACAUCAUUGAAUGCCAUCACAUUAUCAUUGAUCGAUUGUGGUUAUCCAUUAAAUUAUUGUAUUGCAACAUGUGGUCUUAUUCUGGACAAACGUGACGGACUAAUUUAUCGUGAAAAAGAAUUUAAAGAAAAAUGUGAAAAAAAUGUUCGUUCAUUUGAACCAAUAACGUUUACAUUGGAAACCUGUGAUUUUAUCAAAGCCACAUUUCAUAUUUCGAAUAAAAAUAAUGAUUCAAAAACUGUAUCGAUUCUGGCCGAAGGUCAAUUCUCACUGAACGAUGUAUUGAAAGCUCAACAACAAUCCCUGGAAUGGAAUCAAUCAUUUUUUCGAUCGAUAUCCGAAAAAAUAAGCCAACGUUUUGUUUAAAAUGUUUAUUAGUUUUAUUUGUAUCAAUUUUCGAGAAUGUUUUUCAAAAACAAAAUA
Dermatophagoides pteronyssinus (European house dust mite) is the source of this 899-nucleotide messenger RNA. RefSeq names its product exosome complex component RRP46-like. Lineage: Eukaryota; Metazoa; Arthropoda; Arachnida; Sarcoptiformes; Pyroglyphidae. Gene Ontology annotation, biological process: U4 snRNA 3'-end processing; rRNA catabolic process; poly(A)-dependent snoRNA 3'-end processing. Gene Ontology annotation, molecular function: RNA binding. Gene Ontology annotation, cellular component: nuclear exosome (RNase complex); cytoplasmic exosome (RNase complex); nucleolus. The record is from RefSeq and is a predicted model, not a curated record.